AUGGCCCAUUAUAAAACGUCCAUUACUGACCAAUCCAUCUCUUCUAGGGUUUAUCUGCCUUUCAUCGAACACCUUCAGUCCGCCGUCAUCUUCCCCCUUUGUUUCGAUCGAGUGCAGAUGGAGUCACAGAUCAAGCAUGCUAUUGUGGUGAAGGUUAUCGGGCGGACCGGGUCUCGUGGCCAGGUCACGCAAGUUAGGGUCAAGUUUAUCGAUGACCAAAACCGAUUCAUCAUGAGGAAUGUGAAGGGACCCGUGAGGGAGGGCGAUGUUCUUACCUUGAUGGAGUCUGAAAGAGAGGCCAGGAGGUUGCGUUGA
Messenger RNA from Striga hermonthica, 315 nucleotides. NCBI's taxonomy places the organism in Eukaryota, Viridiplantae, Streptophyta, Magnoliopsida, Lamiales, Orobanchaceae. The record is from the annotation of a GenBank genome assembly.